Messenger RNA from Prunus armeniaca (apricot), 288 nucleotides. The record is from the annotation of a GenBank genome assembly. Lineage: Eukaryota; Viridiplantae; Streptophyta; Magnoliopsida; Rosales; Rosaceae.
AUGAGGAGAUCGUGGCAUGGAAGCAAAAUUGGCAUGAGUUUAGCACUGAAGAGAAAAUUAUGUGUUCUUGGAAGGAAGAAAAGGUGUAAAAGUAAGAAAGGAAAGGCUUGCAAGAUGGUUUGGCUAAGAGAGAAGGGAGAGAAAGGAAGGGGUGGCUUGAGUGUCUCUUCCGGCAACUUGACAGUGACUCUGUCAAAUGUUAGAGCAAUAUGCCAGAAAAGGGAAAAUAGGGAAGAAGGAGACCCUAUUUAUAGCCAAUGGAAGCCAUCCAUUUCCAAGAAACCCUAA